CAAGUAUGUAUCUGGAUAUUGUGCACUGAGGCGCAGUAUUAUUCUUACUCUUGGCACUCAUCACACAACUGGGAAUUAGAAAACGUUACUCAUCUUAGAAAGAGUGGAGUGCUCAUCGACUAACUUGUCGUGAGCAACACGUACGAUGGGGGCAAGAGAGAGGGCGAAUGCCAAGAAAAAAAAGAAACAAAUUGCGAAGAAACAGAUUCUUAAAGUCCGGAAACACGAGAAAUUACCAGCACAAAGUAUCGGUCAACUACCAAUACUUGAUAAAGACGAGCACUUCUCGAAAUCGAGGAGGCGGGGAGAUUGUCCGGACGUAGUUGCGGCGCAAAACAGGAAGAAGUUAUCAAAUAAUGAAGACAAUGUGUGCACAUACGGAGCGAACCAGAAAAUACUCGUCGUAGGCGACGGUGAUUUUGGGUUUAGCGCCGGAUUAGUAUCGCACUGCAAGGGUAAGGGAUCGAAUAUAGUAGCCACAAGUUAUGAUAAAGCGAAAGAACUGACGGAAAAGUAUGGCGAGAGAGCAACACGGCACAUCCAAGCUAUUGAAUCGAAAGGAGGAGCUGUAGCCCAUGGUGUUGAUGCGACAGAGCUGAAGCAAACGCUACCAAAGAAAUUAUCACAGAAAAAGUUCGACUGUGUUGUUUUCAACUUCCCACACACGGGCAAGCAGCGUGUGCAUCUCAACAGGAAGUUGCUCCUCGAUUUCUUCAUAAGCGCGAAACAAAUGGUCCAACCAGGGGGUGAAAUCAGGUGCACGCUCAAGAAUAAGCCCCCGUAUUCGGGGUGGGAAAUACGAAAGCAAGCAGAUGUGGCCGGGAAUCUUGGACCAGCUGUGGAAAAACGAUUUGAUUUCUCUCUGUUUAAAGGAUAUAGGCACAUGACGACGGAACCGGAUGCAAAGAAGUUCGAUGCGUUUGAGAAGCAUUGUGUAACAUACUGCUUUGUAGUGAGCAAUAACGAACCGAUAAUCUCAGAUAUAGAUGUUAGCUUAUUCGUUUGAUAUCAAAUAGAAGGUAAUAUUUGAUGGCAUCUACAAUCGACGAAUUUGAAUGAAAUAGACGAGAAUAAGACGCAUAUAUACAAGAGAUGGUAAAUGAUUGUUUGUACGGAUAUUCUCGAGGUCGCGUUUAGGUAAUUUUCAUAGUCCAUGUCAAUGAAGCGGCGCUAUCAAUAUCAAGUUGGAUGUCCAGACCUUUGAUUUUUUCGCCUUAUAAUUAAGCACGUUAUUCGUGAUUAGCCAAACGCAUUAUCACAUCUACAAUGCCGU
Messenger RNA from Sphaeroforma arctica JP610, 1273 nucleotides. RefSeq lists its product as hypothetical. The record is from RefSeq and is a predicted model, not a curated record. The coding region runs from base 146 to 1006 and encodes 286 amino acids. Gene Ontology annotation, cellular component: cytoplasm. Gene Ontology annotation, molecular function: rRNA (uridine-N3-)-methyltransferase activity. Lineage: Eukaryota; Ichthyosporea; Ichthyophonida. The transcript has 6 exons. Gene Ontology annotation, biological process: rRNA base methylation.